This is a messenger RNA of Pseudoliparis swirei, 2693 nucleotides long. Its product is annotated as protein Dr1. The transcript has 3 exons. The coding region runs from base 985 to 1515 and encodes 176 amino acids. The record is from RefSeq and is a predicted model, not a curated record. Gene Ontology annotation, cellular component: negative cofactor 2 complex. Gene Ontology annotation, biological process: positive regulation of transcription by RNA polymerase II; negative regulation of transcription by RNA polymerase II; RNA polymerase II preinitiation complex assembly. NCBI's taxonomy places the organism in Eukaryota, Metazoa, Chordata, Actinopteri, Perciformes, Liparidae. Gene Ontology annotation, molecular function: core promoter sequence-specific DNA binding; TBP-class protein binding; general transcription initiation factor activity.
GAAGGGUGCCUCUGACUUGAUGAAGUUAUUCACAAAAGUAUUGAUACUGUUACUCUCACUCAAAUAAUUCUAUUGGCGAUGACUUGCACUAUUUCUAUAAAGUAACAGUACUUUUACCACUACCUCCCUUUGCCUGAAUGGAAAAGAAAACUUUACAUCAUGCGUUUAAAACUGGUCAUUGUUUUAGAGUUUUUAAACUUGCCACAUGGCAGAAAAAUGUGUUGACACUGUCCAUAGUGCAUUAAUUAACAUACACCAUAUGUGUUUUAAUCUGCGUACACACAUUAUGGUGUAUGAAACUUUUUAAGAAAUGUCUGAGUGACCUUCAAUUAUUAAAUAUUAUAAAAUUAUAGAUAUUCUUAUUUACAGUAAACAGAGCAGGGUAACGUUAUAAGAAUAUUAGUAGAAUAAAUAAUUAACCAAUAUGUUUCCAACAGUCUUGACUACAGGCAGUUUAAUUCAUAUUCAUGUAUGUACGCAGCAACUUUUCAAUUAGUCGUUGCAUUGUUUAAUGCAACACAGUUUCUAAUAUAGUUUAAUCAAAGUAGUGUGUGUGUGUGUGUGUGUGUGCUAAAAUAGACAGAAUUAUCUGCUACUUCAUUAAUUGGAGCUGGCAAAGUUAAAAGUGAUGAUUAAAUUAUUGUCACUCAAAUUCUAACAAUAUCAGCAUUUUCUGUGGAAACUGACUAUGCAUUAUAUGUAAUGUAUAUCAUAGUAUAGUCUAUUAUUUCGUUUGUAAUGUAUAGAACAAACACAUUGGUUAACUAAUUGAAUGCAUUAUGGUUCUCAGACCUUCUGCCGUUUUUUUUCUUCUUUCUUUCUCAACGCCAUUUAACUCGAUGUUGUUGUUGCCUUGACCCGGGCAGUGGACUCUAUUAACUGACAACGGCUCGUCAUCGUCCAUUACCGUUUCCUUACCCGGCAAGGAGCCGGAGCUUUCAUCCCCAGGUCUAUUUUUUGUUGUUGUUGUUGUUGCCUGCCACGAUGGCUUCUUCAUCUGGGAACGACGACGACCUCACCAUCCCCAGAGCAGCCAUCAACAAGAUGAUUAAAGAGACUCUCCCGAACGUGCGAGUGGCCAACGACGCCAGGGAGCUCGUGGUCAACUGCUGCACGGAGUUCAUCCACCUCAUCUCCUCCGAAGCCAACGAAAUAUGCAACAAGUCCGACAAGAAGACCAUCUCUCCUGAACACGUCAUCAACGCUCUUGAGAGCCUGGGUUUCGCCUCGUACAUCACGGAGGUAAAAGGCGUCCUCCAGGAGUGUAAAACGGUGGCUCUGAAGAGGAGGAAGGCCAGCUCUAGACUGGAGAACCUGGGGAUCCCAGAGGAAGAGCUCCUCAGGCAGCAGCAGGAAUUGUUUGCCAAGGCGCGGCAGCAGCAGGCGGAGCUCGCCCAGCAAGAGUGGCUCCAGAUGCAGCAGGCCGCCCAGCAGGCACAGAUGGCAGCGGCGUCCGCCAGCGCCGCCCAGCAGGCCAGCUCCUCUCAGGACGAAGACGAGGAGGAUGACCUGUGACUCCCAGGACUCCGCUCCUCCAGGAUCCCCCUCCUGGGACCCCGCUGGCACACGACUCCCUCGGUGCGGUCAUUGGCAGAGACGCGAUGCGGGUUUGACCGCUGGCUUACAUCCGUGUAACAUGGAUAAUGCACAUCGGACUGGACGCUGAAGAGAAAGAUGACCGCGGUGUUCAAGACGGCCUCACUCGCGUUCAGGCACCGGAACCUGAAAAUGAUUUGGAUCGAGAGGCUGCAGAGUUUUGGAUGAGCCUCUCCCUCUUUUCCUCCCCCAGAUGCUUCUGUUUAAUUCAAUCUUGAUAUUUUGUUGUGAGUGAUUUGUAGAUUUCUGGAUGUGUUGUGGACGCUGAGGGCAUUGCCCGGAAUAUGUCAGUGAAUUUUGGUGAUGUUGCAACAAGUGUUCGGAGCCGCGGGCGCUGCACCGGAUCGCUUCGUCACGUUAUCCGUUGUACUAGAUCAUGUUCGGUGCUUUAGAAUAAUUUCAGAGCAGUCGAUUUCUCCCUUCUUGUGGUUUGAUGGUCACUUUAACAGAAAGGGUUAUCUCUACCCCCCCCCCCCCCCCCUCUCUGAUACAUGUGUUCAUCAGAGGAGUUGUGAAUAUAGGAAUCUUUCUUUUCUUUUCUUUUUCCGUGAAGUAGAUAAUUAAAUGGACAUUUUGGUUGAUUUUAGCUCUUUCUGAUGCUUAAUGUUGCAUUUUUCUUUCAUGAACCACCCGCAGUAUUGCUAAUUAGCUACACGUUUCAGAAACUCAAUAUUUUAGUCUCAUAGAACCAAAGAUAGAAGAGAUAGAGGAGACUCACAGCCCAGAGUUGGUGGUUUUUUCUUAUUCUUUUUUUUUUAAAGGUGUAAUGCUGAGGUGAUUCUUGCUGCUGACUCCGGGUCAGUCUGAAAAAUGUUAAGGAUUAUUAACCUUGGAAUUUGUAAGAUGCUUUGAUAUCCAGGCUGAAUUUGUUAUUCCCCCUCUCUUCGGGGGCAGUAUCAAACAUUUGCAUUGUGACUGGCCAAUCCUCAGCGUAAAGACAAGUAACCUGUUGUGAUACACAUUCGCUCGCCUCUGCUACGGAGUUGUAUUCUUUCAGCAAUAAAGGAAUCAUAUUUUAGAGACAACUAUUAUGUCUUUUGGUUAUGUCUUCUUAGACAUUUAUUGUUCUGUAUCUAGAUGUUUGACUCGCCCCCCCC